Molecule: messenger RNA, 597 nt
Organism: Prorocentrum cordatum
Lineage: Eukaryota; Dinophyceae; Prorocentrales; Prorocentraceae
Source: the annotation of a GenBank genome assembly
AUGACGAGUGACGAGCUCUUCAGCCUCUUCGAGCAUGAGGACACCAAUAUGUUACACCGGGCAUCGAUCCUGCUUCGGCUGUCAAAAGUUAAUUUCGAGGCUUCGAGUCAGGCGGGGCAGACGAAUGCAUGGAAAAAUCUGCUCUUCAUGGUGAUGGAGGACAUUCCAGGCUGGAAGUCGAGCAGCAGUUUCAAGAACCGCCAGAUCAGUCGUAGUGUUUGGACCGAGAGGGGACACUAUCUGGGCAAUGUGAUCUAUAGUCUGGGACGCCUAGACGGCGUUGUCUCCGCUGGCCUUUCCGCAGGCGAGCAUGCCCUCCUUCGCGAGCACGCAACCCUUGCGGUGCUGGAAGCCCUGCCGGAUCUGAUAAAGGAUAAACAAGUCAAUCCGUUGUCCGAAAUUGUGUUCGGCCUGAGCAUGAUUGAGCGGAAUCUCCAGACGGACGAGAUAUUCCGGACCCUUGCGCCGCAUAUCCCAGAUCUCAUCCGCGCAGCCCGAGACAGGGACCUCAGCCUCACCAGUAUUGUCGGCUCGUACGCCUUCUAUGCGUUGCCUGACCCUGUGAUUGUGGACAUGUUUGUUGAAUUGAAGGGCAUG